UCAUUUAUUUUCCGAGUUCCCCGUUGUUUUGAACACACUGAUGUCGGAGCUUUCCGACUACCUAGUUGCGAGUUUCCAGUUGUUGUGAACGCGGCAAAACUCACACUCUGGUCACGUGAGCCGCGCGGUGACGUACUCAUGAGCUAAAAAAAAAAACAAUGUGCUAAUGCUCUUCCAGUUCAAAGUUCGCUUGUUUUGUCCUUUCGUAGAAUCUGUUUCCUGUUUAUUAUUUUCAUGGAAAGUCGUCUAUCACACCACGUAUGUAGUAAUUAUCAUAGUACAUGUCUACGAAUGGUUCAUGUCAGCAAAGCUGAGCAUACUGGUUACCCAGAGCAAACUGGCUACAUAGGGCUCUAAAAAAAAGCGAUCAGUGAACUAACUCUGUAUAUUGUGCUACAUUGAACCUAAACCCAUAGUCAUCAUGGAUACUCUCUACACUUAUAGAUUACUACCACCCACACAUACCAACACGAAGGACCCUGAAUACAGUUAUAGACUAGUGAAGCUCGAACUUGUAGACUGCUGGCAAACUCCAGACCUGAACAUCAUCAUCAAACAAGAAGAGGAGGAGGAAGAGGAUAGCUUUCUACAAGUUAAAGAAGAAGAAGAGGAGGAAGAGGAUAUAUCUCUGCAAGUUGAAGAAGAAGAAGAGGAAGAGGACAUCUCUCUACAUAUUAAAGAAGAAGAGGAGGAAGAGGAUAUCUCUCUACAAGUUAAAGAAGAAGAGGAAGAUCACACUUUCAUGGUCAAAGUAGAGGAGGAAGAGAAGGAAGAGAAGGACAAAGCUCUUGUAGUUAAAGAAGAGGAGGGUGGUUUUGAGGUCAAAAAAGAAGAAGAAGCUAUAGAGGUUUUUAUUUUUUCUGACGGAAACUGCAACCAAUGGCCUGUCAGUGGGAAGAAUCCCUCCGUAUCAGAAGAACCUCAACAACAACGACAGCAAAAACAGACGCGACCAAAGAAACGGCCAAAACAGACCCAGGAACCCCACCACUCCCCUCUGUACUGCCCCGACUGUGGGAUGAGUUUUGUCAGCCCUGGGAUACUGAACGCGCACCGCAGAAUCCACCAGCCCAGAAUAAUCCACGCCACCACCACCGGUGAGCCGUCUCACUACUGCCAUGACUGCGGCAAGACCUUCGACACCGCCCGCUACCUCAAAAAGCACCGCUUGGUUCACACAGCAGAGAGGACGCACCACUGUUCCCAGUGCGACCGGAGCUUCCUGAGACUCCAGCACCUCAAAGAGCACCAGAGAACCCACAGCGGAGAGAAGCCUCACUACUGCUCCGCGUGUGGGAAGGGCUUCACCAAGGUCCGACUGCUCCGGACACACCAGCGGCUGCAUGCCGUGGAGGGGGCCGACGUCGUCGGGGGUGGGGCGGAGACUGGGAUGAAGGAAGGUAGUGGGGUGGCGAUGUCAGCGAUGGGGCGGAAGAGAGCGCUGAGAGUUCUGGCCGGAGUGGACUACUACUACUGCUCUGAGUGUGGGAAGAGCUUCUCCAGUGCGGCCUAUCUUAAGGUGCAUCAGAAGGCUCACACAGGAGACAAACCAUACCAGUGUGCUCACUGUAAGAAAUCAUUCAGCACGUCGUGGGGUUUAAAGGUUCACCGGCAGAAUCGCUCUGGAGAGAAGCCCUACCAGUGCGCCGACUGUGGGAAGAGGUUCUCGGACCUGCGCAGCCACAAAGCCCACCGGAGCACCCACACUGGAGAGAAACCAUACACAUGCCCUGUCUGUGGAAAAGGCUUUGCCUGGCUAAAGAGCCUACAGAAACACCAGGCCACACACAGUAGCAGUGGUGGUGGAGUCAUAGAAGUACAUAUAGAAUAAUGUAGGAUAUCCUGGAGGGUUUCACUCCAACCCCAAUCCAGCAGGGUAGUUACAACUACGGGACAGGAGGGUAGCUCUCCAGGAACAGGGUUUGGUUAUAGGAGGGUAGCUCUCCAGGAACAGGGUUGGGUUAUAGGAGGGUAGCUCUCCAGGAACAGGGUUGGGUUAUAGGAAGGUAGCUCCCCAGG
This is a messenger RNA of Oncorhynchus mykiss (rainbow trout), 2019 nucleotides long. RefSeq lists its product as uncharacterized. Gene Ontology annotation, biological process: regulation of transcription by RNA polymerase II. Gene Ontology annotation, molecular function: RNA polymerase II cis-regulatory region sequence-specific DNA binding; DNA-binding transcription factor activity, RNA polymerase II-specific. The record is from RefSeq and is a predicted model, not a curated record. NCBI's taxonomy places the organism in Eukaryota, Metazoa, Chordata, Actinopteri, Salmoniformes, Salmonidae. Gene Ontology annotation, cellular component: nucleus.